AUGGGGGACCUGGCCAACAGCGCGGGGGAGGCCGGCCCCGGGGGGGGCUUCGGCUGCAGCCUGGCGGAGCUGCGGGCGCUGAUGGAGCUGCGCGGCGCCGAGGCCCUGCUGAAGGUGCAGGAGGCCUACGGGGACGUCCACGGGCUCUGCCGCCGCCUCCGCACCUCGCCCACCGACGGGCUGUCGGAGGGGGCGGCAGAGCUGGAGCGGCGGCGCCAGGUCUUCGGCCAGAACUGGAUCCCCCCGAAGCGCCCCAAGACCUUCGCGGAGCUGGUGUGGGAGGCGCUGCAGGACAUCACCCUCAUCAUCCUCGAGGUGGCCGCCGUCGUCUCCCUGGGGCUCUCCUUCUACGCCCCCCCCAGCGGGGACACCGAAGUCUGCGGCCACGCCUCGGGGGGCGCGGAGGACGAGGGGGAGGCGGAGGCGGGCUGGAUCGAGGGGGCGGCCAUCCUGCUGUCCGUGGCCUGCGUCGUCCUCGUCACCGCCUUCAACGACUGGAGCAAGGAGCGCCAGUUCCGGGGGCUGCAGAGCCGCAUCGAGCAGGAGCAGCGCUUCGCCGUCGUGCGCCACGGCCGCCAGGCCCAGGUCCCCGUCGCCGAGCUGGUGGUGGGCGACGUCGCCCAGGUCAAGUACGGGGACCUGCUGCCGGCUGACGGCAUCCUGAUCCAAGGCAACGACCUGAAGAUCGACGAGAGCGCGCUGACGGGGGAGUCCGACCACGUCCGCAAGUCGGUCGACAAGGACCCCAUGCUGCUCUCGGGCACCCACGUCAUGGAGGGCUCGGGGAAGAUGGUGGUGACAGCCGUGGGGGUCAACUCGCAGACCGGCAUCAUCUUCACCUUGCUGGGCGCUGGCGGGGAGGAGGAGGAGGAGGAGAAGAAGGAGAAGAAAGGGAAGCCCCAGGACGGCACGGUGGAGAACCUGCAGAGCAAAGCCAAGAAGCAGGACGGGGCGGUGGCGAUGGAGAUGCAGCCGCUGAAGAGUGCGGAGGGGGGGGACGUGGAGGAGCGGGAGCGGAAGCGGAGCGGCGGCCCCAAGAAGGAGAAGUCGGUGCUGCAGGGCAAGCUCACCAAGCUGGCUGUGCAGAUCGGCAAGGCAGGGCUGGUGAUGUCGGCGGUGACGGUGAUCAUCCUGGUGCUCUACUUCGUCAUCGAGACCUUCGUGGUGGAGGGCCGGCCCUGGCUGGCCGAGUGCACCCCCGUCUACGUCCAGUACUGGGUCAAGUUCUUCAUCAUCGGCGUCACCGUCCUGGUGGUGGCCGUCCCCGAGGGGCUGCCGCUGGCCGUCACCAUCUCCCUCGCCUACUCCGUCAAGAAAAUGAUGCGGGACAACAACCUGGUGCGGCACCUGGACGCCUGCGAGACGAUGGGCAAUGCCACGGCCAUCUGCUCCGACAAGACGGGGACGCUCACCACCAACCGCAUGACGGUGGUGCAGGCCUUCCUGGGGGACACCCACUUCCGCGCCCCCCCCGAGCCCGCCGCCAUUGCCCCGCGCACCCUCGACCUCCUGGUCCAGGCCAUCGCCAUCAACAGCGCCUACACCACCAAGAUCCUGCCCCCCGAGAGCGGGGGGCUGCCGCGGCAGGUGGGGAACAAGACGGAGUGCGCACUGCUGGGGCUGGUGCUGGCGCUGCGGCGGGACUACGAGGCGGUGCGGGCGCAGGUCCCCGAGGAGCGGCUCCACAAGGUCUACACCUUCAACUCCGUCCGCAAGUCCAUGAGCACCGUCACCCGCCUGCCCGCCGGUGGCUUCCGCCUCUACAGCAAGGGCGCCUCCGAGAUCCUCCUGCGCAGGUGCUGCGCCAUCCUGGGGGGCGGCGGGGAGGCGCGGGCCUUCGGGCCGCGGGACCGGGAGGACGUGGUGCGGAAGGUGGUGGAGCCGAUGGCGGCGCCGGGCCUGCGCACCCUGGUCCUGGCCUUCCGCGACUUCCCCCCCGUCCCCGAGCCCCCCUGGGAGGACGAGGCCCGCGUGGUGGGCGAGCUCACCUGCAUCGCCGUCGUCGGCAUCGAGGACCCCGUGCGCCCCGAGGUGCCCGAGGCCAUCCGGAAGUGCCAGCGGGCCGGGAUCACGGUGCGGAUGGUGACGGGGGACAACCUGAACACGGCGCGGGCCAUCGCGGCCAAGUGCGGCAUCCUGCCCGCCGGCGAGGACUGGCUCUGCCUGGAGGGGAAGGAGUUCAACCGCCGCAUCCGCAACGAGAAGGGGGAGAUCGAGCAGGAGCGCCUCGAUAAGGUCUGGCCCAAGCUGCGGGUCCUGGCGCGGUCGUCGCCCACCGACAAGCACACCCUGGUCAAAGGGAUCAUCGACAGCACCAUCGGGGACCAGCGGCAGGUGGUGGCCGUCACGGGGGACGGCACCAACGACGGCCCCGCGCUCAAGAAGGCCGACGUCGGCUUCGCCAUGGGCAUCGCGGGGACGGACGUGGCCAAGGAGGCGUCCGACAUCAUCCUGACGGACGACAACUUCUCCAGCAUCGUCAAGGCGGUGAUGUGGGGCCGCAACGUCUACGACAGCAUCUCCAAGUUCCUCCAGUUCCAGCUGACCGUCAACGUGGUGGCCGUGGUGGUGGCCUUCACCGGGGCCUGCAUCACCCAGGACUCCCCGCUGAAGGCCGUGCAGAUGCUGUGGGUCAACCUCAUCAUGGACACCUUCGCCUCGCUGGCGCUGGCCACCGAGCCGCCCACGGAGGCCCUGCUGCUGCGCAAGCCCUACGGCCGCAACAAGCCCCUCAUCUCCCGCACCAUGCUGAAGAACAUCCUGGGCCACGCCGCCUACCAGCUCGUCAUCAUCUUCACCCUCCUCUUCGUCGGGGAGGUCUUCUUCGACAUCGACAGCGGGCGCAACGCCCCCCUGCACUCGCCGCCCUCGGAGCACGACACCAUCAUCUUCAACACCUUCGUCAUGAUGCAGCUCUUCAACGAGAUCAACGCCCGCAAGAUCCACGGCGAGAGGAACGUCUUCGACGGCAUCUUCGCCAACCCCAUCUUCUGCUCCAUCGUCCUGGGCACCUUCGCCAUCCAGAUCGUCAUCGUGCAGUUCGGGGGGAAGCCCUUCAGCUGCUCCCCGCUCAGCGCCGAGCAGUGGCUCUGGUGCCUCUUCGUGGGGGUCGGCGAGCUCGUCUGGGGGCAGGUGAUGGCGGGGGUGCCCGGGGGGCGGCUGCGCUGCCCCGGGGCGGGGCCGGGCGUGGCGGGGCGGCGGCCGGCGGCAGAGGAGGAGGAGGAGGCGGAGGUGGACGCGGCCGAGCGGGAGCUGCGCCGGGGGCAGGUGCUCUGGGUGCGCGGCCUCAACCGCAUCCAGACCCAGAUCCCCCGACCCUUCACCCCUGACCUUACAGAUCCCCUGACCCUGCACCUCUGA
Molecule: messenger RNA, 3360 nt
Organism: Gavia stellata (red-throated loon)
Lineage: Eukaryota; Metazoa; Chordata; Aves; Gaviiformes; Gaviidae
Gene: ATP2B3
Product: ATPase plasma membrane Ca2+ transporting 3
Biological process (GO): regulation of cytosolic calcium ion concentration; calcium ion transmembrane transport
Cellular component (GO): intracellular membrane-bounded organelle; membrane
Molecular function (GO): ATP binding; P-type calcium transporter activity; ATP hydrolysis activity
Source: RefSeq, a predicted model, not a curated record